AUGACCACUUUAGCGAGCUAUUGUGCAUUACAAGAUCAAGGUGAAAUAGCGACGGCCCAAUUCGAAGCGCUGCUAGACGAUAAGAUCCCGGGGUCUGGACGCACAAAAGCGCUCUCGUGGUCGACCUUGACACAGAGUAUAUCGCACGCGAAGUCGCAAUACGAACGAAAGGCGAAAAAAGGCCCCCAAAUCAAGAACCGCUUCCACGCGGUGUGCGAAGUUAUGCAAAACCACUCGAAUAUGCUCAAAAUUCUGCCACAAGGCGAUAUGUAUACUUCGCUCCUAUCUGGAUCGGUAGAAACCAUUGUGCAGGCAUCGGUAAAUCAUGAGCAAGUUGGAGAACACUUUGCAGUCGCCUGGAAGGAGAUUGAUAGGAUAGUUGCCGCCACAAGACGAGAGUUGACCGAGUUCCCAGCGCCAUUUCUGCUAGAACUUGGUAUCGAAUUGUGCUGCAAGAUAUUGGAGUUUGUGACGUUCUUCUUCUCGUGGUAUACGCAAAAGGGACACAAGAGAUUCCUCGCCUCCUUUAACGAAGGCUUGUCGAAAGACUACCAGCCCAUACUAGACGAGGUCAGACAAAUCUCAAGUUUCAUGCAAAGAGGCUUCCAGCUCUGUAUGGCAAAGAACGAACGAAGACAGGGCAUUAAUUUCGCGCGUUACUUCCAUGAAGUGGAACAGUUCCAGCAGAAAGACAGGUGGUCAAGAGAUGAAGAACAAUGGAAAAUGCAGCAUCGUGCACAGGAAGCAUACAACAAGAUCCUAAGCGAAGAAACUCGAAACCAUCUUGCGAACAUGUCGCAGCAGCUGGAAAAUAUGCUGAUUGAGCGUUGCGGAAAGGGCAUCAAACAGAUCUUGAGUCGUGAAGCAUACCAUUUUGUUGCUGAAGGAUACGACAAUGGUCCAACGCAUGCAACUACGUCUUCGUUGGUGAGCAUCGAGGAAGAGCACCAAGUAGAGAGCCAACCGCCACAAGAUUCCACUAGCGUUUCAACAAAGGCCGAAUUGAACAAGGCAUCUAGGGUUUUGGAUCCAUUCUUCGACUACAAGCACAUAGACGCCUCAACGCCCAACAUCGAGUGCUUCAUAGAACUCGAGGUCGUGCAGCGGCUCCAGUACUGGAAUUCGGAUAUUUCAUCCUCAAUCUUAGGCAUAUGUGGACCAGCUUCGAUCUCUCAGGAUGGCCCGGCGAGGUUGAUGGCUUCAAACUAUGUCAGAGCAGCCCAUGCCGCUGGUAUUCCUUGCAUAUCGUUCUUUUGUGAGAAGUCCGCCCAAGUCCCGCCUGAAAAUAGAGCUCGAGAAACGAUAGGAACAGUAGCCAUGAUGUACGCUCUGAUCAAGCAGCUUAUACUGUAUCUGCCUCCAGAGUGGUCAGAGGCUGCUGUUAUGGUCAAGGACGACUUUGAAGCGUUGGAUGGCACACUCGCGACAUGGACAGAGGCUCUUUCGGUCUUUCGAAAGCUUCUGGACUUGUCUAAGCCACCGGUUCUGCUGAUUGUCAUUUAUGGCUUGCAAGAGUUGGACCAUAAUGCGACCAAGGCCCGUCUCGGCCUGUUUCUGGACCUCUUAAGAGACGUAAUGUCAGAUCGAUCGCGGAUAGUCAAAGCCUUAUUAGUGACAGCUGGGAUAUCUGAAGUGGUCUACACAGGAUUGGGAGUUGACGAAAUUUGUGAUAUGAACAGAGGGAGCGCAGCUCACAGUCCUGGUCGAGCGCGAAAAGGAAGGGCAAGCAUGGGUGGGGUGAAGUUUUGA
Molecule: messenger RNA, 1749 nt
Organism: Parastagonospora nodorum SN15
Lineage: Eukaryota; Fungi; Ascomycota; Dothideomycetes; Pleosporales; Phaeosphaeriaceae
Exons: 3
Coding region: 1-1749 (582 amino acids)
Source: RefSeq, a predicted model, not a curated record